Aspergillus ochraceoroseus IBT 24754 is the source of this 383-nucleotide messenger RNA. RefSeq lists its product as uncharacterized. NCBI's taxonomy places the organism in Eukaryota, Fungi, Ascomycota, Eurotiomycetes, Eurotiales, Aspergillaceae. The coding region runs from base 1 to 261 and encodes 86 amino acids. The record is from RefSeq and is a predicted model, not a curated record. The transcript has 2 exons.
AUGGCUCUUGUUCGCGAUCCGGCGUUUUGGCGGAGAUUUUCGGUGGCUGUCCGCUUGGACGAGGAGGUAAAAACCUCGCCAGAAGACAAGAAUACUAUCAUCUGGUCAAACAAUUGGAUUCGCACCCAGCAUCGAGAAAAACGGAAAAGCAUACUGUGGGGAUGUGCGCUUUUACUUGCUGCUCUGGUCCUCAUCACUGUCGUCGUCGUGAUUAUUUGGUGGUUUGACCGGCAUCAUUGGCUGCGGAAGAAACAUGACUAGACGUUGGAUCGAGGAGAAAGAAACAAUCCAUGGAUAUAAAUGUACACUAGAUCGCAUGAGCUGGUCUCAUUGUGACGGCGACGGCGACGGUGACGGUGAUGGUGUCUCUCGGCGUUUCCGGC